Spodoptera litura is the source of this 4028-nucleotide messenger RNA. RefSeq names its product neuropeptide receptor A31 (gene NGR-A31). Gene Ontology annotation, cellular component: plasma membrane. NCBI's taxonomy places the organism in Eukaryota, Metazoa, Arthropoda, Insecta, Lepidoptera, Noctuidae. Gene Ontology annotation, molecular function: neuropeptide Y receptor activity. The record is from RefSeq and is a predicted model, not a curated record. Gene Ontology annotation, biological process: G protein-coupled receptor signaling pathway.
CAGACGAAGUGUAUGAAAUACUGAAGAAUGAACCAUGAUCGACAACUUAACAGAAAAUAUGUACGGUAUCAAGUUACUCGUCAGCAAAGAUUUUAAACAGAACAAUGUAUGGGGGUCUUUUAACAAGACGGAGGCAGUCGAAGCGAGUGCUGUCAACGUGUCAAGAGUGAACCAGACAAUAUAUUCACUCAGCGACGAUGAGUACAUAUUCGACAGAACGGAUGUUAGAGCUAUAUUCAUUACCCUCUAUACGAUCGUGUUCUGUUGCUGUUUUUUUGGUAACUUGCUCGUUAUCCUCGUGGUUACUUUAUCGAGGCGGCUGCGCUCCAUAACCAACUUCUUUUUGGCGAACCUCGCCGUGGCAGAUUUAUGUGUCGGCGUGUUUUGUGUCUUCCAAAAUUUGACUAUAUAUCUUAUACCGAGCUGGGUGUUUGGUGACUUCUUGUGUAAGAUGUACCAGUUUGUACAUUCCUUGAGCUACACGGCGUCUAUAUUCAUCUUAGUGGUGAUAUGCACAGAGAGAUACUUCGCUAUAAUACACCCCAUCACUUGCAAGCAAAUCCUCACUUCGACGCGACUUAGGUUGGUGAUUCUUGGCGUCUGGAUUACAAGUGCAGCGUACAGCGCUCCUAAGUUCAUUUGGGUGGAGACCAUAACGAAUGACCUGGGCGACGGGCACAUGGAAACAAUAUGUAUCCCACACCGAAGGAAAUACAACUCUGAAUUAUUCGACAUGGUGAACUUUGGCCUUCUCUACGUGACUCCGUUAUGCGUCAUGACGGUCUUAUACACUCGCAUCGCUGUGGGGCUGUGGCAGAGCUCCCACGCGCUGCAACAUUUGGAGCGAGUGCAGUGCUGCGCCACACAGUUCCCACGUCCAGAAAAAUCUAGUAAUACUGCUUAUGAUGCACAACGAACCCUCAUUGGCACCAAUGAUGAUAAGAAAGUAGCGACGAUGAGCAGCAGCACCCAGUCUGGGAAGACAACGACAUCGAAAGCGACCCGUGGACACGAAACACGCAACUGUCACCACCUCAGCCACUUGUCGCGCAACGUGUUGCGUGCGCGCCGCGGGGUCGUGCGCAUGCUCAUAGUGGUUGUGCUCACCUUCGCUAUAUGCAACCUUCCCUUCCACGCUCGAAAGAUGUGGCAGUAUUGGUCCAGUGGAUACGAGGGCUCCAGCGACUUCAGCACUCUCCUCACGCCGCUCACGUUCCUCAUCACCUACUUCAACUCUGGCAUAAAUCCACUCUUAUACGCUUUCCUGUCCAAAAAUUUUAGGAAAGGUAUGAAAGAGCUCAUAUUCUGUAAUUGCCAUGGAAAAAGGAAGAGCGAAAACUUAAUACUAUUAAAUCCCGUGGGAGGCGUCGGCCUGCGCAGGAGUUCGACCCGCUCCACUCGCGCUAACUGCAGCACGGUCACCAUAGCGCCGAAUGGGGAAUCAUGAGACAUGCGUCGGCGGCGCUUCCUGUACAAGGUGGAAAAUAUAGAUAUUUCCUGAUUAACAGAGAGCACCGACGAAGUGACUGACAGCAGCGGCUUCUACACUGUCUCUACAGUCUCUAGGCGUGAUCUCUACGACUAGACACUAGAGACGUGCACCAGCAGGCGCUGACGUCACUUGUUCCGUAUAAAACUUUUAAAGACUUCUUACAAACUUCUCUGAUUAGCUACGACGCUAACUGUGAGUAAGUGUGAGUGAUUGUGAACUUAGUGAUCUCGCGAGCUUAAACUUAGAGUACGUAUGUUAUUAGAUGGAUUAACUAGUGCUAGUGAUGGAGUUAAGACCAAACGUUACAUAUCUUUCGGUUAUCUUUAGUUUAUCCAUUUGAUGAAAAAAGCUUAAUUUGCUGUUAGAUAGGCAGUUUAAAACUAAAUAGUUGAAAAAGUGUUUCAUAUAAAAAUAUUGUAAAAAUGUAAAUAUCGUAUUAAAUUGUUCGAAUUGAAGUAAAAUGUAUCUAAAUGUAUUGGUGGCUGGUGUAAAUAUAGAAAUGUAAGUAUAUUACGAACCAAGCUAUUGUGAUUUGAUGAAUUUCCAAUCACCCAAUUUGGUUUACGAGAUUUAAGAUGGAGCCUCAGUCAUGAUAACUCGGCUCUGGAAUUGAAGUACAAUAUUUAUGUUCAAUACCGUAAUACCGCUUACCCAGUUAUAGCUGCAUUAGGGGCAGACAGUGACGUCACAACGAUAGAAGUUCUAGGAGAGUGAUAGCAGACAAUAUUAUAUUUACAAUUUCAAAUGUACGACUUAAGUAAGAAUUGUAAAAAUAAUUUCUAAACUGCUGAAUCCAAUAUCACACGAGGUAUAUAAGAAUAAUAAAUUUGUAAGUGUAAUUUCGUAUUGUUAAACUAUUGUCGUGUAAAUAGUGAACAUAUCUAUAAAUUUUUAUACGUAAAUUCGUUCAUUUGAAGUUGAUGUGAUUAAUUGUAAAGUUUCCGCCUAGUAGCAGGAAUGAAGCUAUGGCCAAAAACAUUUCAUUAUUAUAAGUAAAAUAGUAUAAAAAAUACUUGUUAUUUUCGCCAACAUACCUAAGCCAAUUUAGAUUAAUAGACAUUCGAUUCGAUAUGUAUAUUUUAUUAGAAUUGUACCAAAUACUAUCACGAUAUAAUUAUAUUAUUUCAAUGUAGAAUAUUGAUUCAGAAAUUUUGUAAGAAAAUCUCUAUUUCCAUAUGAAAAAGAUAUAAUUUAUUCUAAAGGGUAUCUGUCUAUGCAAACUCAAAACGCUAACUUUUAACGUCUCUUACAUUUUUAUUUCAAUAAGUGAAUUUCAUGAAAAUAAGGUUUUCAUUUCGUGGUCUAAAUAAAUGUAAUUAUAUUCCACCUCUGUGUAUCACAUUUUUUAAACGAUUAAAACUCAUGUAAUUCGGUUUCUUGUCCAUUUUCGAUAUCAGAUCUCUUAUUUUAGUGGAAUUUGUAUGCGAGUUGAAAGCUGACCGCGACUCAGUAAAUGGUAGCCUUUAAGAACGUUCAUUACCACAUUGUUCUCGUUGUCUUUGUAUAAUGAUAAAAUUCAUGUAAAUAUAUAUCGCUAGUAGUCGAGGGAAUUUUAGUAGAGCCGGCUGGGGAUAGUUGGAACAUUUGGACGUGGAUGCUCGUAGCUAGCUCGUUAUGAAGCCGAGAUCUAACGAUAAAAUGACUUAAUUUGUCCACAAAUGCUUUCAACUUGGGCUUUUACUACCUAGAGUUAGAGCAAUUUACUAGAAGGGAAUAGCCAUAUUCAGACUACGUGUUCUGCCUACUUUGAAUUUUGCCGCCAUUCCACCUUUAACAAAAGUACCAAUUUCGGUAACCUAAAGUGAAAUUAAUAUUAAAAACUGAUAAAAUUACCAACUCAACUCCCUUAAAACCUGUCUUUGACAUGAAGAAGUAAAACAAGAAGGUUGUUAUUUCAACUUUUGUUAACCAAAUGAUUACAAAGUUAACCUUUUACGAAGUCAAGCACAAAGUAUCAAAGUUACGUACUCCGUGAACUUAUAAUUAAGGGUUGAGCUUACUAUUUUAUAGGGCACGUUCCUCGGUGAGGAUAAACAGGAGACGCGACCCGAUGUGGAGAUACCUUAUACUCAACUGUAAGUCCCAACAGACCCUGAGUAAUUUAUUGUUUCUUGUUCCAUAUAUGGUGCAACUGACCCCAGCCUACUCCACUAAUUGUUGUUAUGUUCAUCUCUUGACUAAAUUUCCAUAGUAGAUAGGCCUUUAUAUGGAUGGACUUGUGCAGAAUAUAUUAACAAUGUUGUGCAAUAACAUUGUCGUUAUUACAACUUGUCGUGUACUCAUAGAUAGCUUUUAUCUAUUAAAUGUUAAAAAGACCACAUUGGAUAAUGCACAAGUCUAGCAAUUCUUCUUAGAUAGUCUGUUAAAUACGUUUUUAAAGUUUGUUAUCUGUUAUCCUAGAUACCAAAGACAUUUUUUUUCUAAAGUACUCUACAAAUGUACUUGCAUUAUAAACUAUACACAACACAUGUACGAUUGUACGACGUAUUAAAUCUGUUCUUUAAUAAGUUAAUCAAAAUCUAUUUUCACUGUAAAC